Messenger RNA from Candoia aspera, 756 nucleotides. It is a transcript of the gene CIMAP1D, whose product is annotated as CIMAP1 family member D. Lineage: Eukaryota; Metazoa; Chordata; Lepidosauria; Squamata; Candoiidae. Bases 1 to 756 code for a protein of 251 amino acids. The transcript is spliced from 4 exons. The record is from RefSeq and is a predicted model, not a curated record. Gene Ontology annotation, cellular component: cytoskeleton.
AUGGAAGACUCUCGGCCUAAGAAAACCCCAGUGAUUGCUGCCCUUGAGACAGGACCCGGACCUGGAUGUUACAGCUUACCUCCAACAAUUGGAUUUGUCAACCAUGACUACACCCGCUUCACCAGUCCUGCUUAUUCCUUUCGUCAGAGGCUCAACAAUGAGGGCCAAGAUGCAAGUCCCGGACCCUGUUACUACGUGCCACCUGAGCUCACGCGCUUUGGCAGAACGAAGGGUCCUUCUUACUCCAUGCUGGGACGAGCAAAACCUCCAGGUCUGCCUCAGACUCCUGGGCCGGGCACAUACAGUCUGGAGAAGCCCUGGCUCUCCUUUCAGCAGAGGGCACCCUCCUUCUCCAUAGGUGCCCGCACCAAAUCUCGGCCAGUGGAUCCUGUUCCAGCCCCCAACAGCUACGCCCUCCCCUCACUGCUCGGGCCAUGGAUUCCCAGAAAACCUUCCAACCCCGCACGUGCCAUCUCUGGCAGGAAUGCCAAAGCCAGCGCUUCGAAGGAUCCUUGCCAAACGCCAGGCCCAGGAAGCUACAACACCCCUGCCCCCGGCAUCUCUUUGUGCCACCCACCAGCUUUCUCCAUGCUGAGGAGGCUCCAGAGGCCCACAAGGGGCUUCCAGAGUCCAGGGCCAGGGUCCCACAGCCCAGAAAAGGUGACCGUUCACAGGGCAGGGGCCCCUUCUUACUCCUUUGGGGUUCGUCACUCAGAAUACCUCAUGCCAUUCAUCGCGGAUGCUCCAGAGUGGUAG